AAAGAGGAAAUACUAAAACUUAGCACGGUGGACCGCUCCACGGGACGUGUGUGUCGAUGGACUGUUUCCACGUAUCUCACCACCGACAUCCGAGGAAAAUGACUGUUGCUCUGCAGCUUGAAAAAUGAGCAGGCGGACUUGCUGGGUUUGCAGGAUGUGUGGAGACGCAUCGACGAGGCCCCCUUCCAACCUCAGUCUGGAGGAGGUGCUGCAGUGGGCCCAGUCUUUUGAAAAGCUGAUGGCUACAAAAUAUGGCCCGGCGGUCUACGGCUCAUACCUGAAGGCGGAGCGCAGCGACGAGAACAUGCAGUUCUGGAUGGCCUGCGAGAGCUACAAGAAAAUCGCCUCGCGAUGGAGCAGAGUCUCUCGGGCGAAGAAGCUGUAUAAGAUUUACAUCCAGCCGCAGUCCCCUAGAGAGAUUAACAUUGACAGUUCGACGAGAGAAAACAUCAUCAGGAACAUUCGAGAACCCACCGCAGCGUGUUUUGAAGAGGCGCAAAAAAUUGUGUACAUGCACAUGGAGAGAGACUCGUACCCCCGGUUCCUAAAGUCGGACAUGUACCAGAGGCUUCUGAAGACGGCGCAGUCCCAGGACCGCUCCUGA
Messenger RNA from Miniopterus natalensis, 604 nucleotides. It is a transcript of the gene RGS13, whose product is annotated as regulator of G protein signaling 13. The record is from RefSeq and is a predicted model, not a curated record. NCBI's taxonomy places the organism in Eukaryota, Metazoa, Chordata, Mammalia, Chiroptera, Miniopteridae.